UCAACCGCCGUUGCCGCCCAAAAACCUCCCCGCCACCGCACGACAACCCGCAAACCACCAAUUCACAGCCGUGAAAACAUGGCCUUGAGUACCAUCUCCAAGCUCAGCAAUGUGAAUACCUCGGCUGUAACCUCGACAAGAUCCCGCUACCCUAACUCUAGCACUCGCAAAAGAAGUGCACCUGCUAGAAUCCGGACUGCGUCAGAGCGGUCAAGCGGCGGCGGAAUGGUGGCGGACUUCGAGGAGGGAGAGCCCGAAAGACCCAGAUGGACCGGAGAAACGGCGCUUUCUCGACUCGUGGGUUCGCUCAUUUCCUUCAAACCUCUGUAUUCUGUUCUCAAACUUGGUGCUAGACAAGUUUUGAUCAGUACAGCUGAGAAAGGAAACAUUCCUUGGAGGGAUAUGACUAAGGAGAUUUUGGAGUCAGACGUAUACAGCGAGAAGGAUGCUAUUGAGGAUCCAUCAAUUGUUUAUCCUGAUUAUUAUCUCAAUCCUUUCCAUGCAUAUGAUGAGGGAAACCUUUCUUGGCUGGCUGCAGCAGAAGCAGAGGCCGCAACUAUGUCUAUAGCAAAACGGGCUAUACCUUCUGCUUCAUCGGUUGAUGAAGCAAACCAGAUAGUUCGGGGCAAUUGGCUUCAAGCAAUUGAAAGCCAUCACCAGAAAUAUUCAGGAAAUUCCACAAUUAGAGAAAUUCUAGAUAUUGGAUGCUCUGUUGGUGUAAGCACAAGAUUUCUUGCUGACAAAUUCCCCUCAGCAAAAGUCACGGGACUGGAUUUAUCUCCUUACUUCCUUGCUGUUGCUCAAUAUAAGGAUAAUAAAAUAAACCAGGGAACAGAACCAAUAAGGUGGAUCCAUGCAAAUGGCGAAAAUACGGGCUUGCCUUCAAAAUCGUUCGACCUUGUUUCAAUUGCUUAUGUGUUUCAUGAGUGCCCUGAAAGAGCAAUCAAGAAUAUGGUGAAGGAAGCAUUCCGUCUGCUUAGACCAGGAGGCACUUUUGCUGUCACAGACAAUUCGCCAAAAUCAAAGAUUCUUCAGGCGGAUCGUAUGGAGAAAGAAAAUAAAUCAGAAGAAAACGCAGGAGGAGAAGAAGAAGUAGAAGAAGCACUUGAGCUGGUUCUGUUUCAUGUUUCUGAAUGCUAUGUUUACUUGAUACCUCCACGGAAAACUGCAGCUUCUUACAGGGCUGAUGAGUGGAAUGUCAACAAAUGGGCAUGGGAAGGCACUCUCAAAGUUGUGACUAAAGGAGAAGAAUGCAUUAUUCGAUUAGAGGAUAAAAAAACAGGUGAAUUGUACGCUCGGGCAUUUCUGCGAGAGGGGGAACCACAUCCAGUGGAGCCUGUGAUUGAUAGCAGCAGAUACUUUGUUCUACGGGUAGAAGAGAAUAUUGGCGGCCGCCUUCGGCAUGCUUUCAUUGGGAUAGGGUUUCGAGAAAGAACUGAAGCUUAUGACUUCCAAGCUGCCCUUCAUGACCAUAUGAAGUACCUAAAUAAGAAGAAAACUGCUGAAGAGAUGGAGCAACACUUCCAAAAGACUUCUUCAGUUGAUUACAGUUUAAAAGAUGGGGAGACGUUGGUGCUUCAAUUAAAGAAUAAAGGUGGCGGCGGCGUAAAAUCCAAGUUUUUUGAGCAAGGUUUGAAUAAUCUUCAUUUGGAUGAUAAAAGUAGAAAAACAGAAAGCACAUUAGGUAUCAAACUGCCUCCGCCUCCGCCUCCGCCUGCACCGCUCUCACCUGUUGCUGAAAAGUCUCCCUCGGAAUUCCCCACAAAAUGUAGCCCAGACAGAUGUUCAGAAGUCAAGGCAUUGAAAUCAGAAAAAGAUCAACCAAAAGAAUCAGAGUCAGCUGAAAACAAAAGUUCACUAGAUAUACCAGAAGAUGAUUUUGGGGAUUUUCAAGCAGCUGGAUGAUGUGGUGUUAAGAGUGAAUUUGCUUGCACUUAACAAUUACGUUGCGUUUCAUGUGUGUUUAAAUUGGUCUGGUUUAUGUAUAAGAUGCAUUCACAUGGUUUCUAGCGCAAUCAUCAUCGUAUAUUUCACAUCUGGCUGAGUUAACUUCUGCAAAGAAUUAUCUCAGGUUUCAUUCUCUCUUUGACAUCAAUUGUGCUGGGCUGAAUGUAUCCAUAAUGUCAAUGGGCAGAUGUUCACAAUCUCUCUUGCUCGUUAUACCUGCCUUAAAGUUUCAUACAAGUGUCGUAUGGGAAUUAUAUUUGUUACGGGAAA
This is a messenger RNA of Sesamum indicum (sesame), 2217 nucleotides long. Its product is annotated as Adaptin ear-binding coat-associated protein 1 NECAP-1. Gene Ontology annotation, cellular component: clathrin vesicle coat; membrane. NCBI's taxonomy places the organism in Eukaryota, Viridiplantae, Streptophyta, Magnoliopsida, Lamiales, Pedaliaceae. The record is from RefSeq and is a predicted model, not a curated record. Gene Ontology annotation, biological process: endocytosis.